Messenger RNA from Paramecium octaurelia, 239 nucleotides. NCBI's taxonomy places the organism in Eukaryota, Ciliophora, Oligohymenophorea, Peniculida, Parameciidae. The record is from the annotation of a GenBank genome assembly.
UAAUGAGAGGAAGAAAUUAGACGGCCGAAAAAAAGACAGUCAAGAUUAAAGAUAAUAAGAAAUCAAUCACUGAAUCACUAGAAAAUCAACCAAAGUUAAUCAAUAAACCUCCAUUAUCCAAAAUUCAAAAUAAUAAACUCUCAGAAUAACAGUCACCCCUAUAAUAAUAACUUGGAAUGGAAACUGUAGAUUCAUUUCUUAGAAAUUCAAAAUGAAAUGAAAAAUUCCAUUUAUAAUUA